This is a messenger RNA of Cryptosporidium muris RN66, 486 nucleotides long. RefSeq names its product EF hand family protein. Gene Ontology annotation, cellular component: cytoplasm. The transcript has 5 exons. The coding region runs from base 1 to 486 and encodes 161 amino acids. Gene Ontology annotation, molecular function: calcium ion binding. Lineage: Eukaryota; Apicomplexa; Conoidasida; Eucoccidiorida; Cryptosporidiidae. The record is from RefSeq and is a predicted model, not a curated record.
AUGAGUACUAUUAUUAAAAAAAAAAUUGUUUUACCCAAAAAUAUUACUGCAGAGUUUGCAGCAGAACUUAAAGAAUGUUUUGAUUGGCAAGACAGGAAUUCUGAUGGACUAGUUUCUAAAGAAAGUUUGCUUAUUUUAUUACGUGCAGCUGGACAAGUCUGGUCUUUGGAUGAAAUAGAAAGGAUUUGUCAUGAAUUGGGUACAAAUGAUAUAGACUUCCAAAUAUAUUUGGAACUAGUAGCUCAUAAAUUCUCAUUAAAAGCCGAUAAACAAGAGCUUAUUAAUGCAUUCAAUAUAUUAGAUAGAAGUGGGAAUGGUAAAGUUCUUGUUAGUGAUUUGAAGCAUAUAUUGUGUAGUAUAGGAGAGAAAAUGACAGAUGAAAGCUUUCAAGAGUUAUUACGUAUAUCUGAUGUACCAGAUGCUUCUAGAUUGACAUAUUUGAAUAAAUCUGAAUUUUUGAAAAUAUUUGGAAAUAAUUCUGAUUAA